AUGCUGUGGCAGGUGUCUAACCUUUUGUUUUCAACGUUUUUGGGCCAGGCGCCCUUGAAAAGAGGCCAGCCAUUGACAAACGAAUCCAAAGACCCGAAUGGCAGCUUGAUAAACGGAUUGAACGCGAAAAAGGACGUCGUCCGAACAUUCGCAUUCUGGGAAUUGUGCUUGAUAAGCCAACAAUAUCCGGAGCGCCGCAAAGCAAUUUUUGCUGACAUCGAUCGCAACGGUGGUCCAGCAUGGACCCAAAUUUUCUCCGCUUCGACAAAUGUUAUCAAGGGAAUAACCGCGCGAAUAAAUGAACAUCGACACCCCACACCCCUGGUGGGUCCGAACUCUACAUUACCCAGAUCAGAUAGUAAUAGGAACAUCGAUGGACAACCGGCCAUUAUUCACACCCUGCCUCGCCUAACCUCCCCUCCACGAGAAGACAACAUCUUCCUUGCCUCAUCCAAGCCAGCGACCGGGUCCGAAAAAUUGGAGUCAGCCUUCAGCUCUGUAGCUAAAUCCUACGGCCAAUCUCCUGACUGGACACCAGCAGCCCGUGACCAAGCCCGCAACAUCUUCAACCGUGCCACCACGGCUGUCCUCAGCCCGGAACGGAAAAAGCGCAUAUCCUCCUCAGCCCAUGAGCUCAAGCUCCUCAGGGGGCCCCACUCCUCAUCUAGUUCAGAUAGACGCAGCACACACCCCCUAAUCCACAAAUUCCUCAGCUCUCUCGUAGGUUUACCAUUCCGCCAAUCCUACGCACGGCGACUCCGCAUCAUCAUCCUCGGCACUCCAUAUGCCAGUCUCUCCCCAAUUAUUGAUGCGGUAGAAUCUCUCACUCGCCUCCUCAUCGCGAGUCUAGCAGAGGACCAGUUUGGAAAAGUGCAGGCGGAUAUUGCCGCUGUCGUGCACCUGUUUACAGAGACUAUAAUAUCUCUCGAGUCCUUUACUAGCGCUGAUGAUGGCGGGUUGGAUAUCCAUUGGACAGACGUUGAUUUCCCUCCUACAAACGCCGGUGUGGAGAUACAGAAAAAGGCGCGGCGGGUGGAGGAGGUAGAGAUGAUCAAAGAGGCGUUAAGGAGUGGGUUGUCGGAGCUUUUGGAGACAUUUAAGUUAUAUUUGGAUGAUGUCGGGGUUCGAGGAAACGAUUUAAAGAUGGCGAGGGAGGCGGUGGGAUUGGUUUGA
Histoplasma mississippiense is the source of this 1173-nucleotide messenger RNA. RefSeq lists its product as hypothetical. Gene Ontology annotation, molecular function: spindle pole body-nuclear membrane anchor activity. Gene Ontology annotation, biological process: nuclear pore organization; spindle pole body localization. NCBI's taxonomy places the organism in Eukaryota, Fungi, Ascomycota, Eurotiomycetes, Onygenales, Ajellomycetaceae. The transcript has a single exon. The record is from RefSeq and is a predicted model, not a curated record. Gene Ontology annotation, cellular component: nuclear pore transmembrane ring; spindle pole body. Bases 1 to 1173 code for a protein of 390 amino acids.